Molecule: messenger RNA, 2100 nt
Organism: Lodderomyces parapsilosis
Lineage: Eukaryota; Fungi; Ascomycota; Pichiomycetes; Serinales; Debaryomycetaceae
Product: RNA-binding RNA processing protein
Exons: 1
Coding region: 1-2100 (699 amino acids)
Biological process (GO): endonucleolytic cleavage in ITS1 to separate SSU-rRNA from 5.8S rRNA and LSU-rRNA from tricistronic rRNA transcript (SSU-rRNA, 5.8S rRNA, LSU-rRNA); ribosomal small subunit export from nucleus; endonucleolytic cleavage to generate mature 5'-end of SSU-rRNA from (SSU-rRNA, 5.8S rRNA, LSU-rRNA)
Cellular component (GO): nucleolus; preribosome, small subunit precursor; 90S preribosome
Molecular function (GO): RNA binding
Source: RefSeq, a predicted model, not a curated record
AUGGGAAGUACCAAAUCUAGAGGAAGAAGGGCAGAGAAGAAGGCACAAAAACUUGUCGACACAGACUUUUCUGAGCACAAGGAUGUGGCCCAGUCUCAGCCGCAUGAGGAUAUACCCAAUACUUUCUUCGGCCUUGUUGAUGCCAGUGAGAUUGAUUACUUCAAACAAGCGGAAUCUACAUUGAACAUCAACGCUUUCGAAAGUGAUGAGGAUAGAGAAGGAUUUAUAAACUCGGUAUUGGAAGAAGCGCAAGGAAAGGAGUUGAAAUUGGUCACCAAUCAAAUAUGCUCAAAAUUAAUGGAAAGACUUGUGUUGUUUGCCAAUACGCAACAAUUGAAGUCCAUUUUUGAAAACUUUUCCAAUCAUUUUGUAUCCUUGGCAUUUCAUAAGUAUGCCUCACACGUAUUGGAGACAUUGCUUGUAAGAGCAGCUGCUUUGAUUGAGAAAGAAAUUUUGCAAACUGAUGAAAUAAAGUAUGAGGAGGAAGAUGGGGUAGUCAUUGCAGAUCGCAAUGACUCUAAAACUGUCGAGGAGCUAUUCAUUGCUAUGGUAAAUGAGUUUAAACUGUACUUGUUGACAAUGGUUGAUCAUCAGUAUGCCUCACAUGUUUUGAGACUUUUGAUUUUGAUUCUCGCGGGGAAAGAAUUACCAUCUACAACCGUAUCAAACUCUGUUUUAAGAUCCAAAAAGUCAAAGAUUGCAAGAAAGAUGAUUGAAAUCAAGGAUAACGAAGAUUUCAAUAGAGCUUUUCAAACACCACUGUCAUUUAAAGACGAGCUUCGUGAUUAUUUUCAAGACUUGACCAAGGAUUUAGACACGAAAAAGGCGCGAGAAUUGAGCAUACAUAAAAUUGCAUCUCCAGUGAUGCAACUUGUGAUUCAGUUGGAAGGGCUUGUUGACCGCGAACGUACAAUGUGGCACUUAAUCUUUGCCAAACAAAGUGACGAAAAGGAUUCUGAUGAGGAGGCAUUCGUCGAGUAUUUGCUAUCCGAUCCAGUAGGAUCCCACUUUUUUGAAGCCAUCAUAAAAAGCGAUGGCUCAAGACCGCAAUAUAUUGAAAGACUCUACAGGCUAUACAUGAAAGAAAGAGUUUUGAGGUUAGCUAGGAGGUCAACAACAGGUGUUUACAUAAUACAAGCAUUAUUAUUCAAGUUGAAACCAGUUGAAAUUGAGUUUAUUUUGGAUCAAAUCAUUCCAGAACUUUCCAAUUUGAUUUCCAUAGCUGACAAUCAAAAUUUGGAUUUAGCUCAAAAGGUUAUUGAUGCGUCAAUUCUGAGAGGAAAUUACUUGAGAGAUGAAAUCAUUUCCCAAUUGUUUAUCAAGUUUGCUCCAAACUAUGAUUAUUCAACCCCACAAACGGACACUUCUACUGAGUUUAUAGAAAACGUGCUACAGUUGACGGGGUCGACAUUAGGAAACACAAGGGGCGACUGGCCAACCGCUGAAGAGAGAAAACGAGCAUUAUUUUUGGAGAAAUUAAUGGAACUUGACAAUAGAUUCGUCAUUUGCACCUGGUUGAAUUUCAUUGCCUUGCCUGUAGAAAAGUUUGUGCAAAUGUGUUUCCAUGGUGUCUUUUCGCACGUUGUUGAGAACUCAUUGGUGGUUGAUAAAGAGGAAUCAAAACCCGUUCAGAUUCUUCGAAAAAGGUAUCUCAAUAUAUUUCAAAACAAGAUAGUCGAAUUGUCCUGCAAUUCGUAUGGAUCGCACAUAGUUGAUAAGUUAUGGGACUUUACAGUUUUAUUGCCCAUGUAUAAAGAUCGCAUUGCGUCCGAGCUCAUGAACGAUUCGCACAAGGUGAAGGAAAGUCAAUAUGGUAAAUUGGUUUGGAAAAAUUGGUCAAUGGAACUUUUUGUGAGAAAAAAGUAUGAUUGGAAACAGUUAGUCAAGGAGCAAGAACAUGAAUUUCUUGGAGGUGAAGAAAAUCAGUCAACAAGAGCCAAAAAACCAAUUGAAUUGAAGUUGGAGAGAUUGGCAGAAGAAAAGAGAAUACAAGCUGAAAAAGCAGAAAAAGCCCAAAGUGGCUAUAAUAAACGUAAGUUGGAUGAAUUGACUGGUGCAACCGAGAAGAAGCAAAAAUUACGAGGAAGAAGACGGGAAUAA